This is a messenger RNA of Myotis brandtii (Brandt's bat), 1462 nucleotides long. RefSeq names its product potassium channel, inwardly rectifying subfamily J, member 4 (gene KCNJ4). Gene Ontology annotation, biological process: potassium ion import across plasma membrane; regulation of monoatomic ion transmembrane transport. Gene Ontology annotation, cellular component: plasma membrane. NCBI's taxonomy places the organism in Eukaryota, Metazoa, Chordata, Mammalia, Chiroptera, Vespertilionidae. Bases 1 to 1134 code for a protein of 377 amino acids. Gene Ontology annotation, molecular function: inward rectifier potassium channel activity. The record is from RefSeq and is a predicted model, not a curated record. The transcript has 4 exons.
AUGGACUGGCAGCCCCACGCGCCCCGGCGGAAACGCCGCAACCGCUUCGUCAAGAAGAACGGCCAAUGCAACGUCUACUUCGCCAACCUGAGCAACAAGUCGCAGCGCUACAUGGCGGACAUCUUCACCACCUGCGUGGACACGCGCUGGCGCUACAUGCUCAUGAUCUUCUCCGCGGCCUUCCUCGUCUCCUGGCUCUUCUUCGGCCUCCUCUUCUGGUGCAUCGCCUUCUUCCACGGCGACCCGUGUAUCAUGCACGUGAACGGCUUCCUGGGCGCCUUCCUGUUCUCGGUGGAGACGCAGACGACCAUCGGCUACGGGUUCCGGUGCGUGACGGAGGAGUGCCCGCUGGCGGUCAUCGCCGUGGUGGUCCAGUCCAUCGUGGGCUGCGUCAUCGACUCCUUCAUGAUCGGCACCAUCAUGGCCAAGAUGGCCCGGCCCAAGAAGCGGGCGCAGACGCUGCUGUUCAGCCACCACGCGGUCAUCUCGGUGCGCGACGGCAAGCUGUGCCUCAUGUGGCGCGUGGGCAACCUGCGCAAGAGCCACAUCGUGGAGGCCCACGUGCGGGCCCAGCUCAUUAAGCCCUACAUGACCCAGGAGGGCGAGUACCUGCCGCUGGACCAGCGGGACCUCAACGUGGGCUACGACGUCGGCCUGGACCGCAUCUUCCUGGUGUCGCCCAUCAUCAUCGUGCACGAGAUCGACGAGGACAGCCCGCUGUACGGCAUGGGCAAGGAGGAGCUGGAGUCCGAGGACUUCGAGAUCGUGGUCAUCCUGGAGGGCAUGGUGGAGGCCACCGCCAUGACCACCCAGGCCCGCAGCUCCUACCUGGCCAGCGAGAUCCUGUGGGGCCACCGCUUCGAGCCCGUGGUCUUCGAGGAGAAGAGCCACUACAAGGUGGACUACUCGCGCUUCCACAAGACCUACGAGGUGGCGGGCACGCCCUGCUGCUCCGCCCGGGAGCUGCAGGAGAGCAAGAUCACCGUGCUGCCCGCCCCGCCGCCCCCGCCCAGUGCCUUCUGCUACGAGAACGAGCUGCGGAUGCUGGAGUUCGGCAGCCACCUGGACCUGGAGCGCAUGCAGGCCACCCUCCCGCUGGACAGCAUCUCCUACCGCAGGGAGUCGGCCAUCUGACCUCCGGGCCCGCCCGCGCCGCCUCCACAAGAGCCUCUGCUGGGGGGGGGAGGUGCCAGGACCCCCCUCCGCACUCAGGACAGAGCUGACCCUGGCUCCGUGGACCUUCACAGCUGGGGGACCCCUUCCUACUGACUCUGGAGCCCGGGCCUGGGAAGGGCCCCGGGAACCCUGUGCCCUGUUGCUCGCGUUCCCCAACGCCUGCCGGCUGGCGGUUCCAGGGCCCCGGACUCACCAUCCUUUCCCCACCGGCCCUUCGAGGACGUGCCCCCUUUGUUCUCGGAACCUUGGGGACGCGGCUGGACUUCUGGAGGGUGGGCAUCCUGGG